ACGGGCACAGUGAAGGUUAUUACGAGCUCUUACCAAAUCACAGCAGAACUGAACUCGCGUUUCAUUACAAGACUCUGACACGGAUAAAGCACUCUUCACAAAUGGUUGUACAAGUGAAACCCAGCGUCCAGCACAGCAGCAAAAUGACGGAGGGAAGCCAGCAGAAGGUGGAAGCAAAUGUGUUACUCCUGGGAGCCGAGAACGUGGGGAAAUCUGCACUGACUGUACGGUUUCUCACUAGGCGCUUCAUUGGAGAAUACGGGGAUAUUGAAUCCAUCUAUAAUCACAAUGAUCGAGUCGACGGGCGUGAGAUCUGUUUCAAUAUCUGGGACUCGCUUUACUCGCAGAACUCCGACACUCAGGGAUGCGUCACCGAGAAACAGCUCCGCUGGGCGGACGGCUUCAUCCUGGUCUACAGCAUCUGCGACCGGGCCAGCUUCAGCGUGGUCAGCCAGCAAGUGCGGAGAAUCCGGCAGGCGAAGAAGCACGCCGGCGGGGCGGACAAGGUCCCCAUCAUCAUCGUCGGGAACAAGCGUGACUUGCAGCACCGAAGGACGGUCUCCAGCGAGGAAGGCAGGAUGCUGGCUCUGUCGGCGGACUGCGGGUUUUUUGAGAUCUCGGCCGCCGAGACUUACCACGGCGUGCUUUUGGUAUUCCACGAGCUGCUGGAAGUCAUCCGGGAGUCUAGAGCGACGAGGAAAGGGAUCAAAGGGAUCGUGAGGAGCAUGUCAGCGGUGUUCGGUAGAAGGAGAAUUGAUUAGAAAUGGACUUUAGAACCCAAAAUAAACCGACCUGAAGGAUAUAUGCCUGGUUUGAUGAUCGGUUGAAGGACCAGCGGGUUUUUUUCUACCCGGCUGCAUCCGGUUAAGCGCAGGAGUUCGUGUGUUGUAGAUGACUUGUUGACAUUUUGAAAAGUUGUAAGAUUAUAACUUAAAUUCCAAGACUCCUUUUUUUUAUUGAGGUUUUCGGGAAUUGUAAGAUUAUAUCCAACAGAAAUGGAAAGCCAAGCUCACAGUACCUUACUCAAACGCGAUUUAAGCUUCCAGCGAAGUUGUUGAACUUGAAGAGCCCAAGACAAUGUUCUCCUUGAACACACAAGAAACACGAAAUCUCUGGAGCAGCCAGCGGGUGCCAGGGUUAACGUGCUGGGCAAUGCAUUCACUUCCUACCGCAGUUUCACCAUACCUACCAUACCAUGGAGUUGUGUAGCUUAAGAUGUCACUGUGAUGUCAUUUCAAAUGCCACUAUUUCAUGUACAUACAUAUUUAAGGAGUACUCUGGCAUAGUGUAUGCCUAUUUGGUCAUAUCACUGAAAGGGUGGGGAAUUAUGCUGCUUUUAUAUAAAAUGCAUAUACGAUAAAUGUGCAUUGUUUUAUAUUGUAUAUAUGUGUACAGAGAAUGUAAAUGCCUGUCUAUACUUGCUGAAUUUAUAUUUUUUAUGAAAAUUAAAAGAAAUUACAUUUUAA
Molecule: messenger RNA, 1466 nt
Organism: Acipenser ruthenus (sterlet)
Lineage: Eukaryota; Metazoa; Chordata; Actinopteri; Acipenseriformes; Acipenseridae
Product: ras-related and estrogen-regulated growth inhibitor-like protein
Exons: 4
Coding region: 102-761 (219 amino acids)
Molecular function (GO): GTPase activity; GTP binding
Source: RefSeq, a predicted model, not a curated record